Molecule: messenger RNA, 348 nt
Organism: Gaeumannomyces tritici R3-111a-1
Lineage: Eukaryota; Fungi; Ascomycota; Sordariomycetes; Magnaporthales; Magnaporthaceae
Exons: 4
Coding region: 1-348 (115 amino acids)
Source: RefSeq, a predicted model, not a curated record
AUGCUCGUAUGCUUUAAAAAAAGUGUUAAAAGUUUUGCUAAGCACGGUUUUAAAAGCGUUAAGCGUAAAAUGGGGAUGCACGCAAAGUUUAGCGGUAAGGCUAAAAAAACAUUACGGGGCGCGUUAAUAAUUUAUUUUAGUAAAAAACGUAAAAUACCGCUAAUUAUAACGGCGUUUUGGUUAAAAACGAAAGGAUGGCAAUUAACCAAUUGGAAAACCUUAUUUAUUAUUUUAAUAACGAAAAAUACCAAAAGCCAAAUGUGCGAAAUUUUAAAAAUAACGCUUUUUAUAAUUUUUUUAAAAAGGAACGUUUGUAUUUUCGCUUUAAAAACGUAUUUAGCGAUAUAA